AUGGACCAAACCCCGCCCCCACCAGCAGGAGGCAUACUGCCCACCAGCCCGCUGGCCAAAGCGACGGACACCUUGUCUGGGGAUGACACCGCCAACACAGCUGUCAUCGCAGUGGUCAUCACCGUGGUGUUCGUCACCAUGGUCUCGGCGCUCGCGGUGACCGUCAUCUACCUGUACAAGAACAAGGGGACGUACGUCACCUACGAGGCCCCCGAGGACGGUCCCGCCGCCUCCGUGCAGGUGGAGAGCAGCAGCCCCAGGGCGGGGAAGGAAGAGUAUUUCAUCUGA
Molecule: messenger RNA, 288 nt
Organism: Tachyglossus aculeatus (Australian echidna)
Lineage: Eukaryota; Metazoa; Chordata; Mammalia; Monotremata; Tachyglossidae
Product: small cell adhesion glycoprotein-like
Exons: 1
Coding region: 1-288 (95 amino acids)
Source: RefSeq, a predicted model, not a curated record